Messenger RNA from Penaeus monodon (black tiger shrimp), 530 nucleotides. RefSeq lists its product as uncharacterized. NCBI's taxonomy places the organism in Eukaryota, Metazoa, Arthropoda, Malacostraca, Decapoda, Penaeidae. The record is from RefSeq and is a predicted model, not a curated record.
AUUUCCGUCUUGGAAGCCGAACUCGAGACCUACAGACAGCUGAGCGAAGCCAAGCGCCAGGCGGCCGACCUCCUCAAACACCAGCUGAUGGAGGUCCUCUACGAGAAGGUGGUGACGGAGGUCGAGGAGAAGCAUCGCAGGAGACACCUGGAGGAGGAGAUCAUGAGGCUCGAGUUCCAACUCCAUCUCUUGAGGGCCACCACCGAGGAAAACAUCAGGUCGCUCUCCACGCAGCUGCAGAGUCUACUUUCAGAGAGAGCGGCCCUAAAACGACAGCUGUCAGUCCACCACUUACACACCGAGCCCGAAUCCCGCCUUGACCCAGGCCCCUCUAACCUCCCCGAUCACAGCCUGUCUCUUGGGACGCAGGAGAACAUCGAGCUGAGUUCCAUCUCCUGGACGCCCUCUCACUAAACCAGGAGAUGACUCAGCAGUAUAAUCAGCAGAGGCCAUUGUCAACAACUUUGAAGCCCACGGAAUAUAUUUGUCAAGAAAGGACGGAACACGCGAAAUAGAUGUUAAUGAAAGUU